GAGUCAGAAGAACUGUCCUCUGAUGAGGAGAUGAAAAUGGCAGAAAUGCGACCACCGCUGAUAGAAACCUCCAUAAACCAGCCAAAAGUGGUAGCUCUUGGCAAUAACAAAAAAGAGGAUUCAAAAGAUGCUGAUUCCUUAUCAGAUGAAGCUACCCACAAUAGCAAUCAAAACAACAGCAACUGUUCCUCUCCUUCUCGAAUGUCAGAUUCGGUUUCCUUAAAUACUGAUAGUAGCCAAGAUAUUUCUCUCUGUUCUCCAGACAAAGAAACACAUGCUGCUGUUUUAUCCAAGAUCAGGCGAGAAGACGAAAAUUUGAAUAAAUUUUUGCAAAAUGGAGGUGAAUUGAGCAUUACAGUAGAAGAAAAAAUGAAUGUACAAGAGGUCACCAAUUUGUCUGACUAUGAAUUAAGCAUUGAAGAAAGAUUAGGCCUGACAGGAAAAGGUGUUGAUGUAAGCACUUCUGCAGAGGAAUCUCACAAAUUAGACCAAAUAAACAUGAAUAUCAAGAAACUGGUUAGUGAAGAGGCAGUGCCAGUGUCUGCAGAAAGGUUACAAACACAGGAACUAGUUUCAGUAAAGGGCUUUUUGAAUAACAAUAUGAAAGAAGAAAGCGAGCACUUGGAAAAUGGAAAUAAAUAUCCAGUAAAUAAAGUAAAUGGACAUCUUGAGGAAGAAGUACGGUCUCCCAGUAAACAGAAAUUAACAAGAAGCACUACAGUUGAUGGUGAUUCUGCUGAGCUGUCUGUUUCCAGGAGCACUGAAGAUUUGUCCCCACAGAGAAGUGGUCCUGUGGUGAAAUCUCACAGCACCACCAGUAUGGACACUGGUGGUCUAAAAAUCUACGAUAUUGUCAAUGAGAAUGGAUCUCAACAGUCAAACUCAGUGGUAAAAUUAGCAUCUGAUAGUGCAGAUGGAAAAAAUAUAGUCAGAAGUAAAUCCGCUACUCUUCUGUAUGAUCAGCCUUUGCAGGUUUUUCCUGGGUCGUCAUCAUCAUCUGAUUUAGUAUCUUCUACAAAAACUGUGUUCAAGUUUGACUCAAAUCACAAUCCUGAAGGUGCUAAUGUAGUGAGAGGAUCAGUGACAAGUGGUGCACAGAUGUUCUGCACUCCCCAGUAUAAUAUUCAGUACAGCAGCAGUGCAACAGCGAAAGACACCUUGUGGCCUCAGAAACAAAACAGCCAAGUAGAACAAGGCAGUUUACCUCCUUCACGUCUGCUUAGGUCUGACAGUACAGAAACACCCAGCUAUGUAAAGCAUUCUGCCAAUAUGAAUUUUUCUAAUCAUAACAAUGUCCGAGCCAGCACUGUGUAUAAUACUCAUCAACGGAUGGCUGGGAGACAUGUAGAUAUGUGGGCUAUUCCACCAAAUGAUAGACUGCUCCCAGGAGCAACCAGACAUACUCUUCAAAGGCAAAGCAGUGUAUCUUCUGCAGCUUCUAUAAAUGUUGGGGAUACUGGACCUUCAAGGCGGACCCAGGUUCCUGAAGGGGACUAUUUAACAUACAGAGAUUUGCAUUCAAUGGGAAGAGCUCCACCAGUAAUGUCUGGGCAACAGAGACCUCUUUCUGCCAGGACAUACAGCAUUGAUGGUCCAAAUGUACCCCGACCACAGAGUGCUCGGCCAUCAGUGAACGAAAUACCAGAAAGAACUAUGUCAGUUAGUGACUUCAAUUACUCACGGACUAGCCCUUCGAAGAGAUCAAACCCAAGGGUUAACUCUGAGCAUUCUUUAUUAGACCCUCCAGGAAAAAGUAAAGUCCCUCAUGACUGGAGGGAACAGGUGCUGCGACAUAUUGAGGCUAAAAAGCUAGAAAAGAGCAUGCUGUCUAGGUCCUUUAAUUCCAAUUAUGCUGCAGUUAGCAGCUUUCACUAUGGCAGCUCUAGGGAUCUGCAUGGCAGCCAGGGUAGUGUUGCCUUGAGUGUUGCAGACGGAAGAGGUUCUGGUGUGCACAUUGUUCGACAUCCCCAGGCUUCUACUCCAGGAGACCAAUCCCAGGAUGAAGUAUUCAUUUCAGGACAGCAGAAUUACUCAUCUGCCACACUUAGUCUCAAAGAUGUUCCUCCAGACAGCAUGAAGAAAAUAGCUGUGCAGAUACCUUUGACAAAUGGACAAAUGUGCCAGCCUCAAAGACCUCAGGCAAACUACAGCCAAGUCCAUCAUCUCCCUCCUCAUUCAUCAGUAGCAAGACAUCCAUCUAGAGAGCAAUUAAUUGAUUAUCUGAUGUUGAAAGUUGCCCACCAACCUCCCUAUACCCAGUCUCAGUGUUCUCCCAGACAAAGCCAUGAGUUGGUAAAGCAAGAGAUUCGAGUGAGAAUUGACAAGGACCCAGAACUUGGAUUUAGUAUAUCAGGAGGAGUUGGUGGUAGAGGGAAUCCAUUCAGACCUGAAGAUGAUGGUAUAUUUGUAACCAGAGUGCAACCAGAAGGACCAGCAUCUAAGUUGUUGCAGCCUGGAGAUAAAAUAAUUCAGGCUAAUGGAUACAGUUUCAUCAAUAUUGAUCAUGGACAAGCAGUAUCUUUGCUAAAGACUUUCCAGAAUGCAGUGGAACUCAUCAUUGUGCGAGAAGUUUCUUCAUAAAUACUGUGGAUUGGGGGGAAAAGCCAGCAGGAUUCAUUAAAGGACUUGUGGGAAACUGAAUAUUUUGCCUAUUUUUAUACAUGAAAGGAACUUGAAAAGAAUUAUGAUCAAAAUUUGUACAGGAAAUACUGAACUUGUCAUUAAAGGGGAAAAAAAACACUGUAUCACACGUGCAGGAAAUCAUUUUGGAAAUGCAUAUGGGGAAUAGACUUGCGUUUAGGCAUUAUAGCAAUCUAAGGAUCACUCCUCCAAGAACAAACCUGUGUUGUUUUUUUGUACAGUUGUUAGGUUUAUUUUUGGAUAAUUCAUACACAUUACUAAACUUUGUGCAAGGAUUUGCGAAGCCUCGGUUGUAGCCAAUGGACAGAUGGCAGGGCUGUCUGUCCUGUAGCUGUUUAUUGCCUUUAUUUUUAUUCACGAGAUAUUAAUGUGUUAUGCUGAAACCACUUCUGUAGAUAUGGACAGGAGAUAUGAAAUGUUGGCUUUGCUAUGUGCACAUUGUAUAGAUGAAUGGGUAGAUGGAAGGUGGUGUUGACUGGACAGAAUAAAGGUCAGGUGAAGCAACUAUCUGCUAUCUAAAUCUGGAAUCA
Messenger RNA from Cariama cristata (Red-legged seriema), 3170 nucleotides. RefSeq names its product erbb2 interacting protein (gene ERBIN). The record is from RefSeq and is a predicted model, not a curated record. The transcript is spliced from 9 exons. Gene Ontology annotation, molecular function: protein binding. The annotation marks the transcript as partial. NCBI's taxonomy places the organism in Eukaryota, Metazoa, Chordata, Aves, Cariamiformes, Cariamidae. Gene Ontology annotation, biological process: neurotransmitter receptor transport, endosome to postsynaptic membrane; neurotransmitter receptor transport postsynaptic membrane to endosome. Gene Ontology annotation, cellular component: postsynaptic density; postsynaptic membrane; adherens junction.